AUGAAGAUCACUUUUGCUUCUGCUUUGCUCCUCUUGGCAUUCACUUCAAUCUCCCACGCCGCUCCAGUCGGUAAUGGCGCCGCAAUUGGUGCUUCCGCUAGCGCACCCGGUAGUAACGCAAAUGAUGUUGCCAGUGGAGUUCCUGUCGAUCAAGUAACAGGUACUGCCAAUCAAAUAACAGAUAAUACUGGUAAUAAUAAAGCAACAGAUACUGGUAAUAAAGUAGCAGAGACUGGUGAUAAAGUAACAGCAGGUGCUAAAGGUAUUACUGGUGAUGAAGGAACUGCUGUAAGCGUUAAAGCUGCUGGCGUAAAAUUAUCGGUUGAGCAUCGCUCAUUGAAGGAAGUAGAAACUACUGUCGAUGGAGCUACAAGUUCACUCGGAAUUGCUGUUAAUUCAGGAUCCGGUAGUAAAGGAAAUGAUCUUACCAAGAGAGUAACAAACACUAAAUCAACAGAUACUGUUGGUAAAGUAAAAGGAUGUAAGAGAUUCAUCGAUUCUGAUAGUCUCAUAUUCAUUAUCUGGAAGGGUAGUCACACUAAAACAGGCGCUUACACAAAACCUGUAUUAAAAAAGACAUUGGGAGUUUUCAUUACAGAAAAUAAUGAUAGUGAAAGAAACUUCGUCAAGGGCUCUUGCCGGAAACGACUAUAUGACUCGUCAAAGAAAAUGUUGUUUGUUCAACCUCCAGUGAAAACACCCAUUACUAUUAAAAAAGAGGAAAAGGAAUAA
This is a messenger RNA of Ambispora gerdemannii, 732 nucleotides long. The record is from the annotation of a GenBank genome assembly. NCBI's taxonomy places the organism in Eukaryota, Fungi, Glomeromycota, Glomeromycetes, Archaeosporales, Ambisporaceae.